This is a messenger RNA of Pichia membranifaciens NRRL Y-2026, 1287 nucleotides long. RefSeq lists its product as hypothetical. The transcript has a single exon. The record is from RefSeq and is a predicted model, not a curated record. NCBI's taxonomy places the organism in Eukaryota, Fungi, Ascomycota, Pichiomycetes, Pichiales, Pichiaceae. Gene Ontology annotation, molecular function: uroporphyrin-III C-methyltransferase activity. The annotation marks the transcript as partial. Gene Ontology annotation, biological process: siroheme biosynthetic process.
UUGUUGACCUUGGGUAGAUCUAAAGUGAAAAAUGUUAUAGAUAGAGUCUUCGUAUUAUCGAUGCCAGAAGACUUGACCACCCAAAUCUACGAGUCCUGCGUAGAGAACAGAAUUCCAAUCAAUACUUUCAAUUCUGCUAAAUACUCGACUUUUACCCUAUUGUCAACAUACAACAACCAAAACUUACAGAUAGGUAUAACCACAAAUCUACAAGGCUGCAAAAUGUCUUCUAGGUUGAAACGGGAAGUGAUCAAGGCAAUACCACCAAACAUCAACGAUAUCAUCGAAAACGUGUCUAAUGUAAGAAAGUUGAUAAACUCAAAUGAGAGCCUGGAUAAGAAAGAAAAGCUGAAGUGGCUAUCACAGAUUAUCGAUUAUUAUCCUCUCAACGAAUUGGGGAAGAUAUCAAUAGACAAGCUCAACGAUGACUUGAACCAAAUAGAUUUCAAGAACAGUCAUGAGAAUAAUGAUGUCUUGAAGUCACGAGGAAAAAUUUCUUUGGUAGGUUCUGGCCCCGGUUCGAUUGCAAACUUGACAAUAGGCGCUCUUAAUGCAAUCCAUGAGGCAGACUUGAUUUUGGCUGAUAAACUAGUGCCCCAAGAGAUCUUGGAUUUGAUACCGAAAAAUGUGGAAGUCUUCAUUGCUCGGAAGUUUCCUGGCAAUGCAGAGAAUGCACAGGAAGAGCUCUUGAGAAUUGGUCUGGAGUCAGUUCAAAAAGGUUUGAACGUGGUAAGAUUGAAGCAGGGAGAUCCAUAUAUUUUUGGAAGAGGUGGGGAAGAAUACCUAUUUUUCCAGAAACACGGCUACAAGGUCGAAGUACUAUGUGGCUUAUCCAGCGCAUUUGUUGCAUGCGUUAACGCAGGAAUACCGACAACUCAUAGAGGUGUUGCGGAUCAGGUAAUGAUAUGUACUGGGGUUGGCAGACAUGGCAAGAUUCCGGACAAUUUACCAAUAUUUGAGGAGAAAAGAACUGUUAUUUUCCUCAUGAGUAUCAAGAGGAUAGUUGACAUUUUGCCGAUAUUAAUGGGAGAAAAGAGGUGGCCUGCGAAGCUACCCGUUGCCAUUGUGGAAAGAGCCAGCUGCGGUGAUGAAAGAGUCAUUAGAACGAGAUUGGCCAAUUUGGUGGAUGUCUGCAACAAGACAGAGAGCAGACCUCCGGGAUUGAUUGUGACAGGCUGGGCGUGCGAUGUCUACACCAAGCUUGGCGAGGAAGAAGAUUUCAGGGUCAUAGAAACAGGGUUAUCCGUCGAGGAGAACGUCGACCUUGAGAAAAUUGUUACGCUUCUU